This is a messenger RNA of Cydia amplana, 876 nucleotides long. RefSeq names its product chymotrypsin-1-like. Gene Ontology annotation, biological process: proteolysis. The transcript is spliced from 6 exons. Lineage: Eukaryota; Metazoa; Arthropoda; Insecta; Lepidoptera; Tortricidae. The coding region runs from base 1 to 864 and encodes 287 amino acids. The record is from RefSeq and is a predicted model, not a curated record. Gene Ontology annotation, molecular function: serine-type endopeptidase activity.
AUGGAACCCUUCGUGCGCGAGUCCGACUCGCACUUGGCCCCGGAGGGCGCGUACCCGGGCGCCUGCGCACUGCUGGACUCCUCGCUGGUGCCGCGCUGCUCCUGCUCGGUGCUGGCGACGCGCUGGGCACUCACGGCGGCGCACUGCGCGAAGCCCGAUAUCGCCUACGUGCAGUUUAAUGGACUUUUUCGCUCCGACUCCAAUCUCGCGACUGUAAAGCUCAUCUACCGACAUCCCGCGUUCGAGGCCGUGGUGAGGGACCUGGGCGAGGGCCCGGACGUGGUGACGCUGCAGCACGACGUGGGUCUGGUGCGCACGCGCAGCGACAUGGUGCUCUCCUCCUACUCGUACUUCCCCAUGCCCCGCGCCCCGCGCACCAACGGGGACAUCGUGGGCGGCAUGAUGCUGUACAAUAUCGAGGAUCUGCUAAAUAAGGAAAUUGAUAUUCUGGGCUACGGUAUGACGGAGGCGGAACCGGCGGGCGAGCGACUGCGGGAGGUGCGGCUGAGGUUGGACACGUGCGGGCGCGAGGGCUGGCGGCACUGCGCCUGCGCGGUCGGCGCGGUCAGCGGCGUGUGCUCCGGCGACUCGGGCGGGCCCGUGCUCUACAACGGCACGCAGAUCGGCGUGAUGUCGAUGGGCCCGGUGGAGUGCGGCGCGCCGUCGCCGCUCGGCGGGAAGGCCUCGGAUGCGGCCGUCUCCGUGUUCACGAUGCUCCGGCCGUACGCCGAGCUCAUCAACUCCACCAUCUACGACGUGGACACAGCUAUUCGCAUGCGCGAAGUGGCGCGGUCGGCGGCCAGGAGACGCACCGGCGUGGAAGUGGUGUGUGCGGCGUCGCUGCUACUCUGCAGAAGCUUAUAACCGCCAGCCCCG